AUGGCGACCGGGAAUCUUUGCGAAGUUUGCGCCUCAGAGCCGUUUAAAUAUCGAUGCCCUGCUUGCGAGCUUAUGAGCUGUUCGCUCGCUUGCACUCGAACACAUAAAAUUUACUGUGCACCCAAAGCGUCCAAAACCUCUCAAGCGACCGAUGCGCGACCGCAACCCAACGAAGCCAAUGGACAAGUCGUCGAGGAUGGACAUAACUUGAACUCUCAGAAAUUGGCUUCACAGAUCAAGGACCUUUUGGAACAGUGCCCGCCGCUCCGCGACCAGCUCAGAGAUAUCUAUAAGGCUACUUUAGAGGAGCAAUGGGUGGAGGGUCCUGUGCAUAAAGAUAGACCUCGAAAUUUUGGGAAAUCCAGGCCACCACCACGUUCCCGAGGACCGUGGACGCGGGAAAAGGGUUUCAAGAGGGGCCUGGGGAAGGUCCGGAAGUACAGAGAGCAAUUCGAGGACGGCUCGGAGACCGGCAAAGGUGCUGAAGGACUCAUGCGACUGUUGGCUCUUGUGAAUGAGGGCCCUCCGCAGGAGCCUCAAUGA
Aspergillus puulaauensis is the source of this 543-nucleotide messenger RNA. Its product is annotated as zinc finger HIT domain-containing protein. The transcript is spliced from 2 exons. The coding region runs from base 1 to 543 and encodes 180 amino acids. The record is from RefSeq and is a predicted model, not a curated record. Gene Ontology annotation, cellular component: nucleus; pre-snoRNP complex. Gene Ontology annotation, biological process: snoRNA localization; box C/D snoRNP assembly; maturation of LSU-rRNA from tricistronic rRNA transcript (SSU-rRNA, 5.8S rRNA, LSU-rRNA). NCBI's taxonomy places the organism in Eukaryota, Fungi, Ascomycota, Eurotiomycetes, Eurotiales, Aspergillaceae.